Molecule: messenger RNA, 3032 nt
Organism: Diceros bicornis minor
Lineage: Eukaryota; Metazoa; Chordata; Mammalia; Perissodactyla; Rhinocerotidae
Gene: SLC26A3
Product: solute carrier family 26 member 3
Exons: 20
Coding region: 105-2387 (760 amino acids)
Biological process (GO): transmembrane transport
Cellular component (GO): membrane
Molecular function (GO): oxalate transmembrane transporter activity; secondary active sulfate transmembrane transporter activity; bicarbonate transmembrane transporter activity
Source: RefSeq, a predicted model, not a curated record
GCUCUGUUUGGUUUCAGGUAUUUUAACCUGCUAAAGACAAGAAGAAGGGUUUGCCACAUAGUUCCAAAGGUCUUCCACUUACCACAGCUGUCAGAGAAAGCAAAAUGAUCGAACCCAUUGGGAAUCAGUAUGUCGUGGCCAGGCCAGUAUAUUCUGCAAAUGCUUUUGGGGAAGAACAUAAGAAGAUAAAAAGACAUCAUAAGACAUUUCUGGAUCGUCUCAAACUGUGUUGUAGCUGUUCCACUCAAAAGGCCAAGAAGAUUGCCCUUUCUUUGUUCCCCAUAGCAUCUUGGUUGCCAGCAUAUCGGAUAAAGGAAUGGCUACUCAGUGACAUUGUCUCUGGAGUCAGCACGGGGCUGGUAGCUGUACUGCAAGGUUUAGCAUUUGCUCUGCUGGUCAACAUCCCCCCACGCUACGGGUUGUAUGCAGCCUUUUUCCCAAUCAUAAUCUACUUUUUCUUGGGCACUUCUAGACACAUAUCUGUGGGUCCAUUUCCAGUUCUGAGUACGAUGGUGGGAGCAGUAGUUGUGAGAAUAACUUCAACAGCCAAUACAGCUGCUCUGACAGCCUCUAAUAGCUCAACGAGUAAUGAUUCAUUGUCCACAGAUGAACAGAGUGUGAUGGUGGCUGCAACGGUCACAAUCCUUUCUGGAAUCAUCCAGUUGCUCCUGGGGGUUCUGCGAAUUGGAUUUGUGGUGAUAUAUCUAUCUGAGUCCCUAAUCAGUGGCUUCACCACAGCUGCUGCCAUUCAUGUUGUGGUUUCCCAACUCAAAUUUAUUCUUCAGCUGACCGUCCCAGCACACACAGAUCCAUUUUCAAUUUUCAAAGUACUAGAAUCCGUAUUCACACAAAUAGGGAAGACUAAUAUUGCAGACCUUGUGACAUCCUUGAUUAUCCUCGUCGUUGUAUCUGUGUUUAAAGAAAUAAAUCAACGCUACAAAGCCAAACUUCCAGUGCCCAUCCCAAUUGAAUUCAUCAUGACUGUGAUCGCGGCAGGUGUAUCCUAUGGCUUUGACUUCAAAAACAGGUUUAAUGUGGCUGUGAUUGGGGAGAUGAAAAGUGGGUUUCAGCCCCCUAUCACACCUGACCCGUGGAUUUUCCAAGAAACCAUCGGAGACAGCUUUGGCAUUGCCAUUGUUGGCUUUGCGGUGGCCUUUUCAGUUGCCAGUGUCUAUUCCGUCAAACAUGAUUAUCUGAUUAGUGGCAAUCAGGAGUUAAUAGCCUUGGGAUUGGCUAACAUAUUCAGUGGAUCAUUCAGAGGAUUUGCCUCCAGUACCGCCCUCUCCAGAUCUGCGGUUCAGGAGAGUACUGGAGGCAAAACGCAGGUUGCUGGGCUUCUCUCUGCUGUCAUUAUACUGAUUGUGAUUGUAGCCAUUGGAUUUCUGCUGGAGCCACUACAAAAGUCUGUCCUGGCAGCCUUAGCACUUGGAAACUUAAAGGGAAUGCUGAUGCAGUUUGCUGAAAUAGGAAGACUGUGGCGAAAGGAUAAGUACGAUUGUCUAAUUUGGGUCAUGACCUUCAUCUUCGCCAUUGUCCUGGGACUCGGCUUAGGCCUGGCAGCCAGCGUAGCGUUCCAGCUCCUGACCAUUGUGUUCAGAACCCAAUUUCCAAAAUGUAGCACACUGGCUAAUGUUGGAAGGAGCAACAUCUAUAAGAAUAGAAAAGAUUACUCUGACAUGUAUGAACCGGAAGGAGUAAAAAUUUUCAGAUGUCCAUCUCCUAUCUACUUUGCAAACACCUUUUUCUUUAGACAGAAACUUAUCGAUGCUGUUGGCUUUAAUCCACUACGAAUUCUACGCAAGCGCAACAAAGCUUUAAAGAAAAUCCAAAAAAUGCACAAGAAAGGCCUGAUACAAGUGACACCAAAAGGAUUUAUAUGUACCGUUGAUGACUUUAAAGAUUCUGAUGAAGAGCUAGACAACCGUGCAAUAGAAGAACUGGAUCAGCCAAUCAGUACCACAGACCUUCCCUUCCAGAUAGACUGGAAUGCUGAUCUUCCUCUCAACAUUGAGGUCCCUAAAAUCAGCCUGCAUAGCGUUAUUCUUGACUUUUCAGCAGUGUCAUUUCUUGAUGUUUCUUCAAUGAGGGUUCUCAAAAAGAUUUUUCAAGAAUUUGUCAGGAUCAAGGUAGACGUGUAUAUUGUUGGAACUGAUGAUGACUUCAUUGAGAAGCUUGCUCGGUGUGAAUUUUUUGAUGAUGAAGUCACGGACUCAAUGUUUUUCUUAACCAUCCAUGAUGCUGUUUUGCAUAUUUUGAUGAAGAAGGAUUACAGUACUUCAAAGUUUAACUCCAGUCAGGAAAAAGAAAUAAAAUCUGAUUUUACCAUAAAUACAAAUGGAGGAUUACGUAAUCGGGAAUGUCAGGUACCACUUGAAACAAGAUUCUAAUCAAAAUAUAAUUCAGAGGGAUCUUCAUCUGAUUGUCACAUAAAGAACAACUUAAAGAACAACCAGAAAGUUAUUGAUAAAUUCAUACAUUGUAUGAAGGAUAUUUUUGUUUGACAGAAUUACGUUUCAAACUUUGGAACAAGAUUGUUCUAGAUUGGGAUAUUUUUCACAUAUUUAAUAUAAAAUUGUGUAAAUACUCUUAAUUUUGUACCUUGUAGAUUUAUCAAAGGAAGAAAAUUAUUUUGUUUAUAUGUAUUUUUAUAGCACAGACAGAUUUCCAUCCAAGUCACUACCUUUGUGCAUAUGUUUUGCAGUAUAUUUACACCACUGCUUUGAAUCUCAUAAUUUAUGCUGUUCACACUAAUAUAUCUCCAUGUUUAAAAAUUCAGUUGUACAGUAGAUAUGUCUUGUUUUAUUAAAUUUCUUGUCAGCUUUCUGAAACAUGCUUGCUGUGGGUCCCCUUCAUAGCAUUCUGACUAGAAACCUCCUACAUGGGAAUCUUCUAAACCUCCUGCAAUGACACUUCUUUGCCCAGAUUUUAUGAUUAUCACUAUAGCUUUUUAAAGUGUUGGGGCCCAGGACAGGCUGUCUCAAGAAGUUCCACAGUGGCAUAUUGACUAUUUUGAGUUAAAGUUACUUAAAAAG